Molecule: messenger RNA, 385 nt
Organism: Closterium sp. NIES-67
Lineage: Eukaryota; Viridiplantae; Streptophyta; Zygnematophyceae; Desmidiales; Closteriaceae
Source: the annotation of a GenBank genome assembly
GAGCGAGAUGUGGAGAAGCGGCGGAUGCGAGUGCAUCAAAAGAAGUACUUGGAGGCCUUGGCUACAAACUUUGGGAAGAGUGAAGGUCAUGUGGCUACUCCUCUUCCCUCAGGGUUCAAGUGUGUGAAAGGACCAGCGGAGGAAAGUGUUGGUGAAGAGGAGAGGCGCCGUUUUCACUCCUUGGUGGGCAGCCUCAUGUAUGCGGCCGUUCACACAAGGCCGGAUGCAGCCUUUGCUACCGGGCAGCUGGCCAGGGUUGUCCAAUGCCCUAAUGAAGAGCAGCCAGCUGAUAUGAUGACCAAGAGGCUGGUUGAGCAGCAACAUUGGAAGUGUUGCAAGCUUGCUGGGAUGGCUCUGAACUAAGGGGAGCAGAUUCUAAGGCCAA